AUAUAUAUAUAAUAAAUACUAAAAAGUUGAAUGCGCUGGCGCUGCAACAAUACACAAGAGCCGUACAAAUAUAUUGUUAACAGCAAUGCUGAAUUUUGUGCUUUAUCGGCAAUGGCAGCAACAAAAAAAUUCAUAUUGAACAACACCCAAAAGCCAACGCCAAAAACAACAAUAACAACAACAACAACAACGGCGCAACGGCGGCUGUGCGGCUGACUUGGCCGACAGCUCACCAACACCAACAACAGCAACAACAACAACCACAACCACAACAACAACAACAGCAACAACAACAAUAGCAAGCAAAGUCGUCAUCUACCUUUUUCGUGCCUUUUCAAGUGUGUUUUUUCUGUUCACUGCUGCGCCCCCCGCUCAGCAGAGCAUAGAGGCCAAGAGAGAGCAAGAGAGAGGAAGAGCGAGUGCGAGAGAGACAGCGCUAGUCUGGUUGGCGCUGUAUUCAGUCUCGACUUCGACCAGUUUUCAACUCCGUGAUAUGAACCAGCUGUGUCUGCCUCGGCCUGCAGCAACACACAAACAUAUGUACACAUUUAUAUGUACAUAUUUACAUCUAUACAUCCAUACAUAGUAUGCAAUUUCGCCCAUUGCCCAAGGAAAUGAUUGACUAGACCCGAGCACCGUUAGAGAGCCGAGGCUACGACGCACGACGACCACGAUGCACGAGCUGUUUACAAAAGUGCUCGCCAAGCGAGAUCUGUCACGAGCCGGAGAUCUAUUCUCAGUGCCCGAUGCGGAUAUUGUGAAUGAUAUAACGGAGGUGUUGUCUGAAAUCAAUCCAAUCAUCUCCCAUGCGGACUACGUGAAGAACAACAAUGAUCAGAGUGUGGUGGAGAUUUGUGUCACCCGGGUUCUCUCCUGCAUACGGGAGACACGCAGCGCUGAGCAUUAUUGUGCCGCUCUGGUGGAUCUGCUGAGAACAUGUCUGUUGUGGAAUCUACAGCCGAUCUCGGCCACCAAGGAAGAGCCGCCACAUGCCAAGAUCGCUGCCGAUAUAAUCUCUAGCAUAUUUUUGAACUAUGAUAAGAAAGAACUGAUGAAAAUAGCGCUGCCCAUUGCCGUGCAGUUUCUGCCCAAGGGCAACAAGGAGCUGUCGCGCAAUCUGGCCAGCUAUCUCUCCCUGGCGGCCAUUGAUUAUGCCUACCUGUUGAUAGAUAUCAUGGAACCCAUCAUGGAAUCCAUACUCUCCGGCAACUAUGGCCUACUGCGUGUUCUCUCCCAGGUGUACGAGGUGUCACCCGAUACGGUGACGCCGCAUGCUCCUUUGCUCAUCCCGCUGCUGCCCCAAUGCGAUGCGCAGGAGCGCAUGGCGGUCUUCCAGCUGUAUUUGCUCAUCGUGCAAAAGUCGCCGGCGGUGCUGGAGUCCUGCGUGCCGCAGCUGUGCGAUUGCCUGCAGGACAGCGACACCUCCAACAUCACCAUGCAGAUUCUGUUGAAACUGGCACAACAUGCCCCCCAUCUACUCGUCGAUCAUUUCGAGCAGCUGCGUCUCGCCGCAAAGACCAAUCCGAGCACAAUUACGCUGUGUGCCCAGAUAUUGACCACCGCCGGCAUUGGCAGCAAGGAGACGGCACAACAGGCCCUCGACUUUGUGCUGGAACAUCUGCCUGCCCAGGCACUGCUGCAGCAGGAGGCAACGCGCCUCUGCUCCGCCUAUCCGGUGCUCUUCACCGACAAGGUGCUCGCCUGCGUGCGCCAGAAGAACGCGGCACUCAGCUCCCAGCAUGAUGUCGGCAAUGCUGCUGCCGGCAACAAGAUCUCUGGGGGCAUCACCAUUGUCAGCCUAAACAGCAGCUCCAGUCCUAGCCCCAGCCCCAGCACACAGAUUAAGCCAGCACCUUUGGCAACACCCGCCAGCAGCUCAACCAACAUUGUUCAGCAGCCAGGCACUGUGAAUGCCACGCCCACACCUAUUGCCGCGGCCACAGCGACUGCCACGCCCACACCAAGUGUAGCGCCCGCGCCCAUCGCCACAUCAACGCCAGCUGCUGCCACGCCCAGCGUUGCCACGCCCACGCCCCCUCACACAGGCUAUACGCGCCGCGUGAAGCUGGGCGACUCGCGCAGCACGGGUCGACUGCAUCCGGCUAGUAACACACACAGGAGCGUGACGCGGCUGAACGUGGCAAGUGGGUCGGUUGGCGGGCUGCACAAGAGCAUGACGCGACUGAGCAACUCGCAGAUCAGCCAGCAGCCGGGAGGCAGCUCCAACGGCAACGUGGUGGUGCAACAAACGGGUGCCAUGCCCAAGACGGCCACAUCACUGAGUAAUCCGCCGGUGACGCCAGUGCCGCCGCUCAGCAACGAUGUGAUCAUCACCGGGCACAACAAGCACGGCAUACCGGUGACCUCGGGUGGUGUCACCGUGACCACGUCGCCUUCCAAGGUACGUCCGCACUCGCAAGGACCCUCAACGCUGCUCAACUCCAGCACGGUACUGAUGAAGUACAGCACAGAUGCACUCAAUCAGUCGGUGGGCUCCAUAUCCAUACCACAUGCAACAUCUGUGGCUGGCGCAGCAACAGCCGGGCAGCAAUCGCCGAAUGCCGUCUCCGUGCAUCAUGCAUCGCCAGCUGUGCCGCAAUCGUCAAGCAAUGGCAACGCCAAGUCCCUCAUGAAGCUACCCGUAAAUGGCAAUAGCGAGGUGAUCGUUUCGGGUCCCACAACAACCACAAAUGUGGCGCCUCGACGCAGCGACAACACGAGUCGAACGCUGCUGAAUGCCAACAGCGUGAUGGACCAGCGCAUGAGCACCUUCGAGCCAUAUCAGAUAAUGCGCGAUCCCGUGCAGCAGUUCUGCGAGAAGAACUUCGUCUCCAUCAAGUCAUAUAUGGAUGAGGUGUCGCAGCAUCUGCCGCCGCCGACGCGUUGCAGCAUUGAGGUUUCUAAUGAAUUUGCAGAGCGUCGCAAGAAGGUGGCCAAGCUGCACUUCGCCUGCCAGAUACGCGGACCCCAUUGCCUCUACUCGAAGACGUGCUUCACGAUGCGCACACGCAAUCCCAAGACAUGGAUACACAUGAUAUUCCUCGACUUUCAAGUGCGGCACUUUGUCAAGGAGAAAUGUGUGCUUAGCACACGGGAGCCGGGCAUCAGCAAUCUGAAGAAUAUCUGGCAGAUACUUAAGUGCGAGAAUCGCAGCUUCACCGAACUGGUCACCAGUCAGUUUCCCCAGGUCAAGGAUCGCGAGAUACUUGUGAAUGAGCUGCGUCACUCGGGCUUUCUGGAUGUGUUCGAGGUGUCCAAAACGGACAAGAGUAAUCCGAAUUGCAAUGAGCUGGAAUAUCAGUGGGGCUGCUUUCUGUGCAAUCAUCCGGACAAGGCUGUGGGCUUCCUCAAUGGCAGCAAUCAGCCCAUGAUCGAGGGACAGCUGAAGGAGAAGAAGGGCAAGUGGCGACUAUUUAGGCGCUGGCGCACUCGCUACUUUACGCUCUCUGGCGCGCAUCUCUCCUGCAAGGGAUCCAGCGGCGGCGAGAGCAUCGAUGUGAAUCAAAUACGCUCCGUGAAGGUAUCGCGUGGAGCACGCAACAUACCCAAGGCGUUUGAGAUCUUCACUGCCGAUCAGACCCUAAUACUCAAGCCCAAGGAUGGCAAGAAUGCCGAGGAAUGGGUGCAGUGCCUCAGCAUUGUGGUCGCUCACUCGCAGGCGCGCGACAAUCCCACGGUGAAGACGAACAGUCUACCGGCCCGGAGCAUUGGCAGCAGCAAACCCUCCUUUUAGCCAGGCCAUGCCAAAUCCGCUCCCCUGCCCCUCACCCUCCCAACCUGAACCUAUAUUGUGAGAUUAUUUGUAAUUGUAAAGACAACAACAUAAGACAUAAGCGGCUGCCGCCAAUUAAAGCUGUCUAUAUAUAUACAUACACACACAUAUAUAUAUAUAUAUAUAUAU
Messenger RNA from Drosophila grimshawi, 3901 nucleotides. RefSeq names its product protein melted (gene melt). Gene Ontology annotation, molecular function: phosphatidylinositol-5-phosphate binding. Gene Ontology annotation, biological process: regulation of signal transduction. Lineage: Eukaryota; Metazoa; Arthropoda; Insecta; Diptera; Drosophilidae. The transcript is spliced from 10 exons. The coding region runs from base 674 to 3733 and encodes 1019 amino acids. Gene Ontology annotation, cellular component: plasma membrane. The record is from RefSeq and is a predicted model, not a curated record.